AUGGAUUUUACAGUUCGUGAACCAAUUGCCGUUGUCGGUAUUGGCUGCCGCUUUCCUGGAGGCAUCUCCACGAUAAAGAAAUUCUGGGACACGUUGCAACAAGGCAUGGACAUUGUGGGCGAUGUCCCCAAAGACCGGUUUGACUUUAGCUCUUUCUAUGACCAUGACCCACAAAAGUCCGGGGUGAUUCGAAACCGCAAAGGCGGCUUCGUAGAUGACAUCAAAUCAUUUGAUGCGGAGUUCUUCGGCUACUAUCCAGACUCCGGCACACGUCUCGAGACAGUGUCUGGCUCAAAAACUAGCGUUUUCCUGGGUACCUUCAUGUAUGAUUAUCUCACUAUCCAGACGGCCACGGAGCAUCGGGAUAACAUCAGCCCUCAUGUGGCCAUCGUUACGUUUGACACGGCCUGUUCAAGCAGUAUAACGGCGCUGCAUCUCGCCUGUCAAAACAUCUGGACACAGGAAAGCGAUGGGGCCCUAGCCGGAGGAGUGAAUGCUAUUCUUCGGCCAGAGCCGACCAUCCUGAUGUCCAAGGCCGGGUUCCUGUCUCCAGAUGGGUCCUGUAAGCCAUUCGACGCGUCAGCAAACGGCUACGUUCGCAGUGAAGGUGCGGGAAUUGUAUACCUGAAGCCCCUCAGCAAAAUACAGCGAGAUAACGAUUGCAUCUAUUCUUGCAUCCGAGGCUCUCUCGUCAAUCAGGACGGAUACACACCAGACGGGUUCACGGUUCCAAGCUUUGCCGCGCAGGCAUGGUUAUUGAAAACUGUUUAUGCACAGUCGAGUAUAGACCCCAAAAAGAUCCAGUAUGUGGAGGCCCAUGGGCCUGGUACGUCCGUCGGCGAUCCUAUCGAAGCCAAUGCCCUGGGAAACCAACUGGGGCAGGGCCGAUCCGAGGAUGAACCCCUUUGGAUCGGGUCAUCCAAAGGGAACUUUGGUCACCUGGAGGGAGCUGCCGGGAUUGUUGCCUUCAUAAAGGCUUCUCUCGUCGUUUUCUACGGCGAAAUUCCUCCACAGGUCAACCACAUAAAGCCAAAUCCUUCUAUCAAUUUUAAGUCACUGCGAUUGGCUGUACCCAGUAAGCGAAUUCAGUUACACUGUGACCACAACCAGAAGAGGUUGGUCGGUGUGAAUUCCUUUGGGGCUAGAGGUUCCAACGCCUAUGUCAUACUGGAGCAAGCACCAGAUGGUACCUGCACAUGCAUGAAGAAAGCUGAGGCAGCGCGCGUGUUUAUUCUAUCUGCCAAAUUACUAUCUGCCUUAGCACAUACCGCUAAAGACCUGGCGAUCCACCUGCGCUCAGAGAGGCCUUCUAUACAAGAUGUCGCAUACACGCUGAACAUGCGCCGAGAUCAGUAUACCCAAAUCUCAAUUGUCCCAGCCAACGGUUUGGACAAUCUCUGCCAGCAACUCGAUCUGCUCGCCUCCAACAAACUAUCCAAGGCAACCGUGGCACUCCAUAAGCUAUCGGGUACAUCCCCUAAAGUUGCCUUUGUAUUCUCCGGCCAGGGCGGCUAA
Aspergillus affinis is the source of this 1515-nucleotide messenger RNA. RefSeq names its product fatty acid synthase S-acetyltransferase. Gene Ontology annotation, biological process: fatty acid biosynthetic process. The transcript has 3 exons. Lineage: Eukaryota; Fungi; Ascomycota; Eurotiomycetes; Eurotiales; Aspergillaceae. Bases 1 to 1515 code for a protein of 504 amino acids. Gene Ontology annotation, molecular function: fatty acid synthase activity. The record is from RefSeq and is a predicted model, not a curated record.